UUCACUUCACUUUUGUGGACCGGACUUAUAUUUCGGGUCAAAGAGAUCCACGUGAGUGUUCGUCUUCUCGAGCUUCACUGCCCUAAUUGUGUAUCUGAAAAUCGAAACAAUACACUGUUAACACUUUCUCAGAGCAAUGGCGUCGUUAUUCAAGGAUCCGGCGAAGAUCUCGGCGUAUCGAGAUAGAAGAUUCCCUGGAAAUCAAGAAGAGUUUGAGCAUGCGUUGAUUACUUCAACCACCGUUUAUGUUGGGAAUAUGUCGUUUUACACUACGGAAGAACAAAUUUAUGAACUUUUUUCACGAGCUGGUGAAAUUAAGAAGAUUAUCAUGGGUUUGGAUAAGAACACUAAAACUCCUUGCGGUUUUUCCUUCGUUUCAUAUUACUCUCGCGAGGAUACUGAGGAUGCCUGCAAAUAUAUAAGUGGAACGAUACUGGAUGAUCGCCCUAUUCGUGUUGAUUUUGACUGGGGAUUUCAGGAUGGAAGGCAAUGGGGUCGGGGUCGUAGUGGUGGCCAGGUCCGUGAUGAAUAUCGCACUGAUUAUGAUCCAGGUAGAGGUGGAUAUGGGAAGUUGGUUCAGAAAGAGUUAGAAGUACAGAGGCAUCUUGUAGAUUAUGGCACUGGUUCUUUGGGAUCUUUUCCGCCUGUUAUUCCUUCAUAUGGUGGUAGACAUGGUGGUGGCCAUGGUCAUGGUGGUGGUUAUGGUCAUGGUGGUUCUCGUCGGCAUGGUAGAGAUUACCCUAGGAAGAGAUAUAGAGACGAUGAUCGCCACCACACAAACGAGCCCUCAAAAAGAUCAUCAGAUCAUGAAUCUCGGAGGAACUCUGACCAUGAAUCUAGACCGCAGGAAAAAAAUCCACGAUUUCGGGAGAGUGGUGAUUCUGACGAUGAUGAAGAAGAUGAUCGAAAAAGGCGGGGUUAACCAAAAUGUCAUAGUUAAUGAAACUUAUAUCAUUGAAAGUUUUCUUCUAGCAUGAUGAAAAUUGGCAAAUUGUGCAUUGUACAUCACUGCAAAGUGCAAAGAACUUACUACUAACUUGUGAUAUUCUUGGCUAUAUCUACUGCAUUGUUAACUUUUUCUUAUUCUUGUUUUUUCUCGCAAUGAAUUAGAAUUAGUUAACUCUUCAUAUCUAAAUGAUUUGGCAUUGAUCCUGUUUGAUUAAUCUGA
This is a messenger RNA of Trifolium pratense (red clover), 1168 nucleotides long. RefSeq names its product nuclear cap-binding protein subunit 2-like. Bases 137 to 922 code for a protein of 261 amino acids. Gene Ontology annotation, molecular function: RNA cap binding. Gene Ontology annotation, cellular component: nuclear cap binding complex. The record is from RefSeq and is a predicted model, not a curated record. Gene Ontology annotation, biological process: mRNA cis splicing, via spliceosome. NCBI's taxonomy places the organism in Eukaryota, Viridiplantae, Streptophyta, Magnoliopsida, Fabales, Fabaceae. The transcript is spliced from 8 exons.